Messenger RNA from Manacus vitellinus (golden-collared manakin), 2860 nucleotides. It is a transcript of the gene TRIM32, whose product is annotated as tripartite motif containing 32. NCBI's taxonomy places the organism in Eukaryota, Metazoa, Chordata, Aves, Passeriformes, Pipridae. Bases 65 to 2008 code for a protein of 647 amino acids. Gene Ontology annotation, molecular function: zinc ion binding; protein binding. The transcript has a single exon. The record is from RefSeq and is a predicted model, not a curated record.
UGGAGCACCUUGGAAUAGAUGUGAGCACAAGGCACGGCGCCGGCUGACGCUGCCCGGGAACACCAUGGCUGCCGCCCCGCAUCUCAACUCGGAUGCGCUCCGAGAGGUCCUGGAGUGCCCCAUUUGCAUGGAGUCCUUCACUGAGGAGCACCUGAGGCCCAAGCUCCUGCACUGCGGGCACACCAUCUGCAAACAGUGCCUGGAGAAGCUCCUGGCAAACAGCAUCAAUGGGAUACGGUGCCCGUUCUGCAGCAAGAUCACGCGGAUCACGAGCCUGGCUCAGCUGACUGACAACCUCACUGUGCUCAAGAUCAUCGACACUGCUGGACUGGGGGAAGUGGUGGGGCUCCUCAUGUGCAAGGUCUGCGGGAGAAGGUUGCCGAGGCACUUUUGCAAGAGCUGCAGCUUGGUUUUAUGUGAGCCCUGCAAGGAGGCUUCACACCUGCCCCAAGGGCACAGAGUCAUUGCUAUCAAAGAGGCUGCUGAAGAGCGUAGGAGGGAAUUUGGGACGAGGCUUGCCAGGCUAAGGGAGCUCAUGGGUGAUCUCCAGAAAAGAAAAGCUGCUCUGGAGGGUGUUUCAAGAGACCUGCAAUCCAGGUACAAAGCAGUUCUGCAGGAGUACAGCAAAGAAGAGCGCAAGAUCCAGGAGGAACUGGCCAGGUCACGCAAGUUCUUCACCACCUCUUUGUCUGAAGUGGAGAAGGUAAAUAACCAGGUAAUGGAGGAGCAAGCCUACCUGCUGAACUUAGCAGAAGUGCAGAUAAUGUCCCGCUGUGACUAUUUCCUUGCCAAAAUAAAGCAGGGGGAUAUAGCCCUCCUGGAGGAGGCGGCAGAUGAGGAGGAACCAGAACUGACAAACAGUCUCCCAAGGGAGCUGACUCUGCAAGAGGUGGAACUCCUGAAGGUGAGCCACGUGGGACCACUGCAGAUCGGGCAGGUGGUGAAGAAACCUCGGUCUGUUAACGUGGAGGAGUCGCUCCCGGAAACUGCAGCAUCCUCGUCGGUGUCAUUUAGGGAGCCUGACCUGGUGCAGGAAGAGCCCAGCUGCACACCCCAUUCCUCACCAGCCAAGCCAAGGAUUCCUGAAGCAGCCACGAGCAUCCAGCAGUGUCACUUCAUCAAGAAGAUGGGCUCCAAGGGCAGCCUGCCAGGGAUGUUCAACCUCCCCGUCAGCCUGCACGUCACCACGCAAGGCGAGGUGCUCGUGGCAGACCGGGGCAACUUCCGAAUCCAGGUUUUUACCCGCAAGGGCUUUCUGAAGGAAAUCCGCCGGAGCCCCAGCGGGAUCGACAGCUUCGUGCUGAGUUUCCUCGGAGCAGACUUGCCCAAUUUGACUCCCCUUUCUGUCACCAUGAACUGCCACGGCCUGAUCGGGGUGACAGACAGCUACGAUAACUCUGUCAAGGUGUACACCAUGGACGGGCACUGCGUGGCCUGUCACCGGAGCCAGCUGAGCAAGCCCUGGGGCAUCGCCGCGCUGCCCUCGGGGCAGUUCGUGGUCACCGACGUGGAAGGGGGGAAGCUGUGGUGCUUCACGGUGGACCGUGGCGUGGGGGUGGUGAAGUACAGCUGCUUGUGCAGCGCGGUGCGCCCCAAGUUUGUCACCUGCGACGCCGAAGGGACCAUUUACUUCACUCAGGGGCUGGGGCUCAACCUGGAGAACCGGCAGUACGAGCACCAUCUAGAAGGAGGCUUCUCCAUCGGCUCCGUUGGCCCCGACGGGCAGCUGGGGCGGCAGAUCAGCCACUUCUUCUCGGAGAACGAGGAUUUCAGGUGCAUUGCUGGGAUGUGUGUCGAUGCCAGGGGAGACCUCAUUGUUGCUGACAGCAGCCGUAAAGAAAUCCUGCAUUUCCCCAAGGGAGGUGGCUAUAACAUCCUGAUCCGGGAAGGACUCACCUGCCCGGUCGGUAUUGCCAUCACUCCCAAAGGGCAGCUCCUGGUGCUGGACUGUUGGGAUCAUUGCAUUAAGAUCUACAGUUACCACCUGAGAAGAUACUCCACCCCUUAAAAGGCAUGGCUGUAAGCAAAGCCUCUCCUGGCAGCAGACAUUCUUCCAGCCUCCCUGCAAUCCAACAAGUGUCAAGCCUUCAGGAAGACUCUGCCAUAACCGAAGGGGAUCUGGCAUAGAGGCCAUCAUGUUUUGUGUUUAGAAACAAAAUAGCUGUUGUGGUGGUGGUGGUCUGCUUUUUCUUCUUCUUUUUUUAUAUAAAAUCCAUACAAGUAAGAACAAGCGCAAAGGAAGGGAUCGAUCCCUUGGAGAAUUGGUUCCUUGCCAAGUGACUGGUCACUCCAUAAACCUUCUCACCUCCUUAUGCCACAUCUCCUGCACCCCCAACUUUUAACCAGUGUCUUUCUUUGUGCCAUAAAAGCUGAGUGACUGCUCUAAAUCACCUUCCCUUACAGGACUAGCGAGGCAAUCCUCCUCUCUCUCUGUGGUACUCGCAAGGAACUGGGUAGCAGUUGUCUGGGCAACUCUUAGAGAGAGCAAUUUGGGAUUGCAUAAAACGAAAUAGCCCUCAUCAACCACGAGGAGAUGGAGCUUUACUCCCACCCUGACAAGGGACAGUUGUCUCUCUCCCGUUUUUCUGGUGUUCAGGAGAUCACCCCGUCGUGCCAUUUGUGAGCUGAGUCUGUUCCAUGUGUAGUGAGUACUGUGCAAUCGUGGGAGACCAAGCUGAGGCAGAAAAUUGCCCUCUUUAUUACUGAGUAGUAAGAAAAGAGGGGUUUUAUUACUACUCAGAGUCCUGCUAGGUAGAAGGGGGUAAAAAGGGAGGGGGCUGAAGGAAAAAAAAAACCUGAGGGGAAACCUAGGGUUGCUAUUUACUGCUGUUUUAUUAUUAAAUGUAUCCUGGAAACUGUC